CUCGUCUUGAAAGCCAUGGGAAGGAGCGUGUUGGAGCGUUGGAGCGGAGGGACGUUUUCCGGUCGUUUCGUCGUGGGAGGAACCGCGUUGGAGUGGACGAAAGUCGGCAGCGAAGGUUCUCGGGGUCUCUCAUCAAAACGGAAAGAAUACAUCCCUCAUAGCUGUCCGUUACACGCUUUCCAUAUGACCCCCGACAAUGGCAUAAAUUACCAAUUAUCUACCCAUGUUCUUAAGCAUCAACCCUUGGAGUUCGUCCAAACUAGAGUACUUGCCAUCCGUACCUUCACUCCCCGCCGGCUGCAAUCAGUUACAUCGGCGCAAAAUCUGGAUCGUUCAUCAUCAAAUGAAUGGAUGGGUUAUUUGAAAUCUGUUGCUGGAAUUCAGACGGAUGGCUCUCCCGUCAGUGGUGGUGGACUCAGUCAGAAUGGGAAGUUUAGCUAUGGAUAUGCAAGCUCUCCAGGGAAAAGGGCUUCUAUGGAAGACUUCUAUGAGACUAGAAUUGAUGGUGUUGAUGGAGAAAUUGUUGGCUUGUUUGGAGUGUUUGAUGGCCAUGGUGGUGCUCGAGCAGCAGAGUAUGUUAAACAAAAUCUCUUCAGCAAUUUGAUCAGGCACCCAAAGUUUAUUUCAGAUACCAAGUUGGCUAUAGCUGAUGCAUACAACCACACAGACUCAGAGUUUCUGAAAUCUGAGAAUAAUCAUAAUCGAGAUGCAGGGUCAACUGCUUCAACUGCUGUCCUCGUCGGGGACCGCCUGCUAGUUGCAAAUGUUGGUGACUCCAGGGCUGUAAUAUGUAGGGGAGGGAAUGCUAUAGCUGUCUCAAGGGAUCACAAGCCUGACCAAACAGAUGAGCGACAACGGAUUGAGGAUGCGGGAGGGUUUGUGAUGUGGGCUGGGACAUGGCGUGUUGGCGGUGUGCUUGCCGUUUCUCGUGCAUUUGGUGAUAGGCUCCUGAAGCAGUAUGUUGUCGCAGACCCUGAAAUUCAGGAGGAAGUGGUGGAUGGCGCUCUCGAAUUUCUCAUCCUUGCAAGUGAUGGAAUCUGGGAUGUCGUUUCAAAUGAGGAGGCUGUUGCCAUGAUCAAACCCAUAGAGAACCCCGAGCAGGCAGCAAAGAGACUGCUGGAGGAGGCUUAUCAGAGAGGAAGCACCGACAAUAUUACUUGCGUUGUCGUGCGUUUCUUAGGUUACCAUGAUAAGAAUGUUCUACUAGAGCAGCGGUAAAGCUUUCUGCUUGCUCCCGGCGAGUGUUGCUGUGCAAGGGCUUGGAAGUCAAAUAAGAAUUACCGCUCCUGCCUUUCUGAAAAAUCAGUACAUGAUAGACUUCAUAUGCAGAAAAGCUCGAGCCUGCUGCAAUAUAAUCAUCUCAUCUUUGUUAGCCUUUUAAUGGAAGUUGGUAUCUAACCUGACCAAAUUGCGUGGGAGCGGAAUAGUAGUGUUGCAUGGACUGUAAAGACUAAAAACUUGUUUUAACUGUAGUCUUGAGUCAAAUGUUUAGAUGCAUGUGAAGUUGUUAUAGAUGAUGAUGUUAAAUCAAAUCUUUGAAAGCUAUGGUCCUU
This is a messenger RNA of Phoenix dactylifera (date palm), 1553 nucleotides long. NCBI's taxonomy places the organism in Eukaryota, Viridiplantae, Streptophyta, Magnoliopsida, Arecales, Arecaceae. The record is from RefSeq and is a predicted model, not a curated record.